AUGGCCGUCUAUGAUCAUUCCAAAGUUUCUAUUUUCUAUUAUUUACUCUGGGAACGCGCCAAAAACAUUCAAAUUACAUGGACUGCUAACUUAAAAGUUAUUGAAAAAGCAAGAAAUAUUCCAAAGUCAAUCACCAGCUUUGCGAGAGACCUAAUUGAAUUCAAUGAUACUGGAGAGUUUGAAAAUGUACCGCGCGCUUGCGAACAGAAUUUCCAGGCUCUCUUGCAACCAUUUCAAGCGGGAGAAAGGAUAAAAAAAGAUAAAGAGGUUGAGGAAGACGAGGAAGACGAAUUAAAUGACUUUAAUCAAGUGCACAGCGAUGACGAAUUUACGGAAGAAAAUAAAGCAUGCAAAAAUAAUCUUAAAAGGAAAUUAGGAGAUGACGAAUUACCAGGUUACGAUGGAUUGGUAUUUCUAUUUAAUGAUUCGAACGAAGAUAAAAUUAUAGAAAAAAUUGAUGAAAAUACCCUCGAGGAGGAUAGAAAAUUGCCACUAGACCCUGCGUAUUGGGGGGUGCUCGAUCUGGCCAGAGAAAGUCUAUACGGAUACAAAGAAAUUACAGAAAACGAUUUACAGAUCAUAUCAAAUGGAAAUGCGAAUUGA
Acaulospora morrowiae is the source of this 603-nucleotide messenger RNA. Lineage: Eukaryota; Fungi; Glomeromycota; Glomeromycetes; Diversisporales; Acaulosporaceae. The record is from the annotation of a GenBank genome assembly.